GUAAGUCUAGAUUUCGAGCGGAAGUACUGCAGACGAUGAAAUUCAGCGCAUGCGUAGUCUCACUUCCGACGUUUAAAGGAUUUGCCGCGAAACAGGUGCCCUUCGAUAUCAAAGAUAUCUUGGUGUUCUUCACAUUGUUACGAAGAAUCUGUGUUGCAUACAUUUCUGAGCAGCAGACAGAGCAUUUGAAGAUGGAGUCUGUUCACCUAGAUAUGGAUGGGAUCUUUGAGGAUGGAGAUGACCAUGGAGAAGACUUCCCCUCAACGCUGCCUGAUCUCCCAGCUGAGUUGGAGCCCCUCGGUGAAGGAGACGAGGAUGUGCCUCUCAGUCAGGACCCAGAAAAUGCUGAUGUGUUGGCCAAGUUGAAGGGAAUGAAAGGUGCUGGGAAGAAGGUGGUGAGACGGCCACAGCCUAAACUAGAUGCUUCAAGGUUGAGUGGAGACAGAGGAAUACCACUUCUACCGCGGGUUUUCAAGGAUGUCAAGUUCAAAGGUCGAGGUCAUGAGGCUGAUGACCUGCGAGUGAUGAUGAAGUACCUGGAACACUGGGCUCACCGUCUGUUUCCUAUGAUGCCGUUUGAUGAGGUGUUGGAGCGCAUUGAGAAGCUGGGUACCAAAAAGGAAGUGCAGACAUGUAUAAAGAAGAUGCGUCUAGACAUACCGAUCCUGAAAGAUGACUUUGUGGAUGACAACGAAAGUGAUAAGGAGCAGGAAGAAGAAGAAGAGGGAUCAGUCCGUAGAGGCCUACAAGACUUUGAUGCAGAGGAGGCGUUUGAUGAGAUUAUGCGAGAAGAACAAGAGAAGAAGUCACAAUCCCAACAGGCCCCACUCACUUCCCUACUGGCCACGCCCACCACCCCUGCAGCAGGGGUCAGGGCACCUGUCACCACCCCUGUCACCACCCCCAGCACCACCCUCAGCAGCACACCUAAUGGCAUGACACCUGAACAGAAGGAGAGAAUGGAGAGAAACAAACGACUGGCCAUGGAGAAGAGGGCUGCCAGGCUAGCUCAGAAGGCAGCUGAAUCAAACAAAGAGGCUGCAGGAUCCGCUGUCUCCCCUGCUGUCCUGCCUGCUCCAGAUGAACAGAUGGAAAUAUCCAAGGAGAUAAACACAGAGGAUAGGUCGGACAUAGAUCCCUCUAAACAUCCUGACCAGGGUGAUAGUCUUAAAAAUGACAGUAUUACACUGCCAUCUUCCAAGGAAGUGAUUGUGAACAGUUCUACACCUUGUAAGGAAAGUGUUGACACCGAGGGAACAGUGCCUGUGAACCGGUACUCGGAACAUGACACACACAUGGAAGUUGAUCAGACUGGUGAAGAACAAACCCCUACCCAUGUGCCUUCUUUAGAGCCUGGUUGCUCCCAGGAAAUGAACGACAAAAAGAUAGAUUCAGAAAAUUCAAAUGUUGAGUUGCCUGAUGCUGCAGCUGAAGAAUUAGUGAAUGGCUCAGGUAAAGAGAGCUUAGAAAACAAUCUGAAUCAAGUCUGUGAGUCAUCAGAUAACAUGGUGGGUCAGGAACAGUCAGAUGAGCAAGGACUAUCAAAAACAGACGAACCCAUUGUGGAGAGCAUAAAAUCUGCAGAACACUCUUCUGAAGACCCUACAGUUGAUGAUCAGCAGACGGCAGAUCAGAUCAUGGAUGGUCUGGACAGUGAUUAAGUCAGCAAUAAGUCAAUCGGUUCAUGAUAAGUCAGGACAGUAAAGAUCCACCAGGGCAGAGGACUGUUAGAGCUGCAGAUGUCCCCUCUUCCUUGAUACUAUACGUGAAGCCGUGCAGCUUGAAUGUGCAGGAAUUUACCUUGGUCUUCCCAGAGACUUGUACAUCACUGAGCCUUUUAUACCAAGUUAUGGAUUACUGCAUAAAACAAAUACUGCAGUUGAGCAUUUAUUUUCAAUAGAGAACUGAGAAGAAACUUUUGUUAAGCUGACUCGAGAGCUAACACCUACACUGUAAUGAGAUCUGACCCUGUAUGCUGUCUACCAGAUUACAUAUUGUAAUGGCAAUAUCACAGUGCGUUAGCACUAUAAAAGCACAAGCAGACACACACUACAUCACACUUGUACAUGCACAUCGCAAUGUAAGUAGAAUAAUCUUGAAUGCAGGGAAAUACCCAAUUUGACGUCUCCCCAUUCUUUGAUAAAGUGUACUUACUUGAGUAUGACAAUGCGAAUAAAUUAUUACACCACAAGUAAUGAUUCCGUCAUGUAAUGUUACUCAAAACUGAAGUAUUAGUAGUACAAAACAGAAAGGUCCAGUACAGACAUAGUAUAUAACUGUAGUCCAAAUAAACAAAGCUGCUGUUGCUUGUUUUGUUUGAAAUAAUAUAUUCCUAAGGCUGUGCCAUUUAUUCACAGAUAUGAACAUGAAAAAAUAAUGUGAUAUAUCAACUGUUUUAUUAUAUGUAUAUUAAAUCAAUUCACAGGC
Haliotis rubra (blacklip abalone) is the source of this 2427-nucleotide messenger RNA. RefSeq names its product TIMELESS-interacting protein-like. NCBI's taxonomy places the organism in Eukaryota, Metazoa, Mollusca, Gastropoda, Lepetellida, Haliotidae. Bases 36 to 1661 code for a protein of 541 amino acids. Gene Ontology annotation, molecular function: DNA binding. The transcript is spliced from 9 exons. Gene Ontology annotation, biological process: replication fork processing; DNA replication checkpoint signaling; DNA damage response. Gene Ontology annotation, cellular component: replication fork protection complex; nucleus. The record is from RefSeq and is a predicted model, not a curated record.